Cucumis sativus (cucumber) is the source of this 2666-nucleotide messenger RNA. RefSeq names its product luc7-like protein 3. Gene Ontology annotation, molecular function: mRNA binding. The transcript is spliced from 7 exons. The record is from RefSeq and is a predicted model, not a curated record. The coding region runs from base 233 to 1276 and encodes 347 amino acids. Gene Ontology annotation, cellular component: U1 snRNP; U2-type prespliceosome. Gene Ontology annotation, biological process: mRNA splice site recognition. Lineage: Eukaryota; Viridiplantae; Streptophyta; Magnoliopsida; Cucurbitales; Cucurbitaceae.
UCUUAUUUUCUUCUUUUCCUACGAGCAUUGAGAGUUGAGUGGUUUUUUGUUCGUCUUGGCGUUCAAAACCCUAGUGUCAGCACCACAUAAAUUUCUCUCUAAAAUCAUUCCCAAGAAUCCCAAAAACUCCUCUUUAAUCUUUGACUGAAGUCUAAUAAGCUGAAUUAGGGGUUUUCUCCAAUUUGUGGAUUUUCUCGUCUUCUGUGUUCAUCUGAAAAAAUAUUUCAUCACCAUGGAUGCCCAAAGAGCUCUUCUGGAUGAACUCAUGGGUUCAGCGCGUAAUUUAACGGAGGAAGAACGAAGAGGAUACAAGGAAGUUAUGUGGGAUGAUAAGGAGGUCUGCGGGUUCUAUAUGGUUCGGUUUUGCCCACACGAUCUUUUCGUAAAUACUCGGAGCGACCUAGGUCCUUGUACUAGGAUACAUGACCAGAAAUUGAAAGAAAGCUUUGAGAAGUCACCCAGGCAUGAUGCUUAUGUUCCCAAAUUCGAGGCUGAACUUGCUCAGUUCUGCGAGAAAUUGGUAAUGGACUUGGAUCGACGUGUUAGGCGUGGAAGAGAGCGUCUUGCUCAAGAGGUUGAACCUGCACCACCAACUCCAUUGUCAGCCGAGAAGUCAGAGCAAUUAUCUGUACUGGAGGAAAAAAUAAAGAAUUUAUUGGAACAGGUGGAGGCUCUUGGUGAGGCGGGUAAAGUGGAUGAAGCUGAAGCGCUGAUGAGAAAGGUUGAUUUACUUAAUACUGAGAAAACAGCCUUGACUCAACAAACCCAAAAUGAUAAGGUAUUGAUGCUCGCUCAAGAGAAAAAAAUGGCCCUUUGUGAGAUAUGUGGUUCUUUUCUUGUAGCAAAUGAUGCUGCAGAGAGAGUCCAGUCUCAUGUCACGGGUAAGCAGCAUGUUGGUUAUGGUAUGGUCAGAGAUUUCAUCUCCGAGCACAAGGAAGCAAAAGAGAAAGCAAGGGAAGAAGAAAGACUAGCUAGGGAGAAAGAGGCAGAAGAACGGAAGAAGCAGAGAGAGGAGUUUGAGAGAAGAAAGAGAGGUGACUCUAGCGAGGACAAAUAUCGUGACAGAGAGCGAGACAGGGAUCGGAAUAGGUAUCGGGAACGAGACCGCGAUCGUGAAAGGUCUAGAAGAGGUGGCCGUGAUGAAAUAAGAGGAAUGGAUUGGAGGUCUAGGAAUGGAAGAGAUGGAGGCAGGGAUAGGUAUCGUGAUCGGAGCAGGUCAAAAUCCCCCAUAAGACGUGGUCACAGGAGAUCAUCUAGGAGUCCAUUGCGGCCAUAAUUAUGAACUAUGUUAAGAGGUCUGAGCUUUGGGACUAAAUGAGGUAGAUCUCUACAUGUUCGAAGCUUAUGAAUGUAUGCUUUGGUACCUCAAGUUACUUUGUUAGUAUUGGUGAAACUUUUUUUGCUAUCUCACAGCUGUGUUGACUGUAUCAUCUCCCUUUCAUCAUUAUUAUUAGAGGAGAACAGGGUUGAGGUAGGUAUUUUUUUUUUUUUUUUGCGACUCUUCUUCAAGUAUAGUUUGACUUUUGAUUUGCACAUUUCUUUUAUAAUAGAUUCUUAUAAAAGACAGUUCAAUGUCUCUCCUACUUUUUUCAUAUUGGGUGAGCUUGCACAACUCUGGUGUUUGUCACAUGUUUAAUAGGCCAGGACAAAAUAUUUGCAUAUUCUACUGCUGAGAGGGCUGACGUUUAUUUUCUCAUUUUUGAGGUAACCUUAUACAUCUUGUCUCUUUCUUUAGACCAUGAUCAACAUUUCAUGUUAUCAACCCUGCAUUUGAGGUGUGCUUGGGUCUCAAAUGAUGUAUAUGUUUUUAGUGAGUGCUUAUUUAUUGCCCAUGUUUGUUGAUGUAUUUCUAUUAUCUGGUGUUGGAGUAUCGAAUCUAGGGAAAUGUGGGUAGUAUUAGCAUUGUGGUGGAACAUGCCUUGUUCUUUUUUUAGUAGAAAGGAAGUUUGUAUAACAUAAAUGGAGCUCGAUAAUCCCUACUAAAAGGAGGUGUAACUUUUAUUGAGUACAGUGCUUUCCUCAUCAAAAUUCUGGUUUCGUGAAAGAAGUGGGAAGAAGUAUGAGAUAGCAUCAUGAAAUGCGCAACUCUUUGUGUGAUGUUUGAAGGUACAAUUUGACUGCUAAUCUGUAAAAUAGCAUGAUCUUUAAUCCAUACAGUUUGCAGGAAGUGUAUUGGCCAAAUUUUUUGCUUGACUACCAGUGGGACAAACGUACUUGGUAAGGAACAAUUCGUGCAGGGAAUUUAUUUUGCUGAACCAUUUGAAUCCACCAAUAUGGUAAUUUUGCUGAACCAUUUGAAUGCACCAAUAUGGUCAUUUACACAAUCAUUUGAUUCGAGUCGAUAUGGGGUAUAUUUUCAAAAUCAAUGCAAUGCUCAAUUCUUUCAGAACUUUUGGAUAGAUAUAGGUUCUACAUUUGGUACUUGCUGAUGUUUUUGAAGUUAAUCCCCUUAAUUAUUUGGAACGCUGCGGUCAAGUUAACAGAGAGAUGUCACUUUCCUUCUUCUCAAGCUUUGUCUCUACUUGCUUAUCCGUCUAUCGUCAUCGUCUAAGGCCAGAUGGUUGAUUUUUUUGUUCUUAAAUAUAGAAAAUUCAGAUUGUGAGAUACUUUUAAACAAAGCAAUCUAUCAAGCUGGAUUGCCAAAGCUUGAACGUUGAUGACAUUCA